AUGCAUCUUUAACACAUGAAGCUUUGGCUUCACUUUUCACAACCUGGUUUCAACCAGAGAGAAUCAGCGUGUCGUUUUUCUGUGCAAUCAGAAAUCGUGGAGCAGGAGCGCUUCCUGCUGCAUCAGGAGACUCUUCCCCGACAGCUUCUGGAGGACAAGCAGCAGAACCCCGACACCAUGCCGCUGCUCAGCGCUCACGACCUCAUACAGCUGUACAUCUGCGACGACAACAGGCGAGCCAACGAGUACGACUUCAAAAAGGCCCUGGACCUGCUGGAGUACAUCGACGAGGAGGACGCCGGGGACAUCGACUCGCUGAAGUGCGAGAUCUUCGGCAAAGCGCUCAGGAGAGACGACUGGUUCUCGGAUGACGGGACCGACGACCCUCUGGAAGCCGCCAAGGACAGCGUCUUUGUGAAGAUCCUCCUCAAACUCAUCCAGGAAGGGGUUUCUCUGCAGACGUACCUGCCUGACGUUAAAGAGCUGCUGGAGCUGGACGACCUGAGCGCUUUGAAAUCAAAACCCUAUUUUGAAUUUGUCCUUCGGGCUAAUUAUGAACAUUACCUGGAAGUCCAGAUGUGACGACUCGUCGCUUCCCUGUAACGCCGACUUUUGCACUUCAGCUUUUAUUCGCCUUCUAACAGCUUUCAAUAUUUGUUGGAGUUUUUCUCUUUUCUCAAUAAAUGUUAUUUCUGUAGCUAGA
Messenger RNA from Gasterosteus aculeatus aculeatus (three-spined stickleback), 703 nucleotides. NCBI's taxonomy places the organism in Eukaryota, Metazoa, Chordata, Actinopteri, Perciformes, Gasterosteidae. The record is from RefSeq and is a predicted model, not a curated record.